This is a messenger RNA of Thlaspi arvense, 408 nucleotides long. Lineage: Eukaryota; Viridiplantae; Streptophyta; Magnoliopsida; Brassicales; Brassicaceae. The record is from the annotation of a GenBank genome assembly.
GAAAGAAUAAGAACAGAUAUUACAUACAUCAUAAGAAAGAAUAAAAGUUAACAAAGUCUCUCACCAUGUCCAAGCAAUUUGUGUCAUAUGUUAUGGUUUUGAUGGUUCUCUUCUCAGUGUUAUUGGUUAUUCCACAAACUGAGGCACAAAAGAGAUGCAAACAAGUACUAGAGCCGGGGACACAAUGUGAGUUGUCAUGGUGCAGGGAAUCAUGUCUCAAGAAGUUAAACGGAUUCGGAACCUGUGUUGAGAAUCCACCAGGCUCUAGUAAAUAUACCUGUAAUUGUUUCUACAAUUGUUAGGCACCAUGUUUUUUUUACAAGAGUCGAUGAUGUAAAACUACUUAAAUUUUAAUAAAAUCUAGGACAACUAUAACAGUUUGAACGUUUAUUUUUCCCCCGGAUAAAU